Molecule: messenger RNA, 3781 nt
Organism: Misgurnus anguillicaudatus (oriental weatherfish)
Lineage: Eukaryota; Metazoa; Chordata; Actinopteri; Cypriniformes; Cobitidae
Gene: lonrf4
Product: LON peptidase N-terminal domain and ring finger 4
Molecular function (GO): ubiquitin protein ligase activity; protein binding
Source: RefSeq, a predicted model, not a curated record
UGCGUGUCACGUGCUUUUAUUUAUGUAACGCAAUGGUGUCAGAAGCGAACCCAGUAUUAUCCAAUGCAUGCAAAACGCAGUCUGAGAUGUAGGUAUUAAGAGAAGCAAACAGAUAAAUUGUCUGGUCUUCAAAACAGACCGGUAUUUUGUCUUUGCCCUUGCGUUAAUGGAGUUUGGAGAAAGCAGGAAAGCCAAACCGACGCGAGACUCGAGCGGAGUGAACCAUUCAUCAUGCACGAAAAGGGAAAACCUUACUCUCAAAACAAAGACUGAGAGAUUCUUGGCAAUGGAUUAACAUAGAUAUUAAAUUAAUUGUCAGGUAAAAGAGAGAAUCGCAAAAUCUUCGUUAUCGGUAUUAUUUAUAAAAGAUGUUAUUUGACAGAGCUGCCGCGUGAUGUAAUCGAGUUAUUUAACUUUUGAAAUCAUGUCACUUUACACGGACAGAGGUUAAAGCUAUUUAUUUCUUGACAAACCGUCUGUGCAACUUUCAGCAGGAAACUGUCACACCGCAUAAAACACAAGCAUGGAUCUGCUGGAGUGUCCGAUUUGUCUGUUCCUCAUGUGCGAGCCCGUGACCAUGAUUUGCGGCCACUCGUUCUGCAGGAGAUGCACGGACGCGUUCCUGCCGUCACGGUGUCCCACGUGCAAAGAGCGAUUAAAACAAAAGGACGCGAAAAACAUCAGAAACAACGUCCUGCUUUUCAGCGUCAUAGAGAAAUGUUGCCCAGAAGAAACCAAAGUGAAGUGCCACAUCCAAGAGAAGUUGAAAACGAGCGAAUUUACGGAAGCGCUGCGCAUCGCGGAUGAAGGGAUAGAGAAGGCCCCUGAUGAUGUGAGCCUGAAGGUAUGGCGGGCCGAAGCCUGCAUGGGCCUCCGCCGCUUUUCUGACGCCCUCUGUGACCUGGAUGACCUCUGCUGUGUACGCCCCAACUGGACUGAGGGUUUCUUUCUUAAAGGGAAUGUGCUUCUUGAAAUGGGCAGACAGACUGAAGGUCUCAUUCAGUUUUACCGUUGCCUGAAACAGCAGCCUGACUUCACCCCUGCUAAACAACAGAUUAAGACGAUCUUGGAAGCAGAAGGCAUGGCUGUACCAGAAGAAGUCCCACGUAUCUUGCAUGUUGUGUCUGAGUACCUGCAAGAGCCCUGUCCUAUCACCAACUCUGUGAGCCCCUCAUGCACAGAUGGCCUGCGCUACCUCCACAACACCUCUGAAACUGAUUCUGACCAGAAUGCAACUAAAUUAAAGCACGUCACCAGUGGCGAGUGCUGUCUGAGCCUGUGCCAGGCGGUGUCCUUCCUUCCUACUGCUGAGGAUGAUGAAGAGCUGAUGAUGAAGAGCGAGGAAAAACAUAACACAGGCAUGUGCAGUGUGGAUAGAGAGUCCUGCCUCAGUAUUCUGACCUUGGCUGAUUUUGAGUGCCCUCUCUGCAUCAGAUUGUUCUAUGAGCCAGUGACCACACCCUGUGGACACACCUUCUGCAAAAACUGCAUAGAGAGAAGUCUGGACCAUAACCUACGCUGUCCACUCUGCAAACAACCACUGCAAGAGUAUUUUAAGAACAGGAAAUACAACCCCACGGUGCUGUUGCAGGAGAUCACAUCCCGCCUCUUCACUCAGCAACUGGCUGAGAGGAAACAGGUGCAUGAGGCAGAGAUGGCAGAGCUCUCGAAUUUGACCAAGGACAUCCCAAUCUUUGUGUGCACGGUGGCAUAUCCUGGCAUACCAUGUCCUCUGCACAUCUUUGAGCCUCGAUACCGUCUAAUGAUGCGUCGAUGCAUGGAGACGGGCACCAAGAAGUUUGGCAUGUGCAGCUAUGAGCAUGGAAAAGGCUUUGCAGAUUAUGGCUGCAUGUUAGAGAUUCUGGAUCUGGAUCUGCUUCCUGAUGGCCGCUCCUAUGUGGAUACAGUGGGAAGGAGUCGCUUCCGGGUGCUCAGAAGAGGAAAAAGAGAUGGCUACCAUACUGCAGAUAUAGAGUACAUGGAGGACCAUAAGGUGGAAGGUGCAGAGCUGGAAUUACUGCAGCAUCUCCAUGACAGCGUGUAUCAGCAAGCGAGGGAGUGGUACCACCGUCUGAACAGUCGCAUUCAAGAGCAGAUCAGCCACCAGUACGGCAUGAUGCCCGAGAAAGACGACGACAUACAGGGGUCUGCAAAUGGGCCAGCCUGGUGCUGGUGGCUGCUCUCUGUGCUGCAAUUAGAUCCGUCCUAUCAGACUACGGUUCUGUCUCUUAAUUCCCUCAAGGACAGACUAGGUCAUCUACGUAUUGUACUAGAAUACUUCUCUCAAGGCUAACACAGAGACUCAUAUUAUAGGCUCAUAUCGUUCCUCUUUGUCAUCACGUCCAUGUGCAGUACUAUGGAAGAUAUGAACUGGUUUUUACUGUAAGCUUUGUUGCGAGUUCAAACAAAACUUACAGUAAAACCAGUUCAUAUCUGAUCACUGAUUAUAAUACUUAAAAUUUCUCAUGCUUGGUUAUGCAAUACUUUGCAAGACUAUGGUGUGGGAGCACAAUGUUAUGAAAUGUCUAUCUAGUUAUGGAUAGUUUGGUAUAUAAUGUAAAUUAAUUUUUUUAUGGGCUGUACAGCUACUGAAUUAGUCAUCUUAACUAAUUCCUGCUACUUGAGUUAAGAACCAAUCAAAGACUCUCAACAUCGAACAGCUGUUUAUUGGUUCACGCUGUUUGGUUGAUUAAAUGUGACAAUGGAUGCCAAAUACAGCAGCUGAUGCAGUUCAUACCAACAGCUAGUUUUGUUGAGGUAUACAUGUGAGAUUUAAAUGUGCCAGUGCUGUUAGGGCCCUGUCCAGAAUUUUAAAACACGCAGCUCGCAUUUGUGGCCGGAAGCCAAGCGGUUUACUACGCAAGAUUGAUGGACGAAUACAGUAGGAGCUCUAUGACUAUGCAUGAAUGAAACGCUCUCACUACUCAGCUGUGUCACAAUUUCAGCCACGAUCAUUAUAUGUUUCUCUAGACCUUGACAUUUGAUGUCGAUUAUAUAGCUAGCAAUAAUUAUAACAGUAUUUCUCAAUAUGAGAAACUAAUACCAUGAUAGAAAUGACAUAAAAUAGACUUUUUGUUGCAAUAUUGUAAAUGAAUGAAUAAUUCAGCUUUGUUUUUCUCAGUGUUAAAUGUGUUUUAAGCUUGCUGGCAUGAUAUAGAAGAGCAGAGAGGCAGAGAUUAAAGCAGUAAGUUAUUUGUUUAGUAUUGAACCAUAGAUACAUUAGUCUUAUAAAACUGUUUUUGAAGCCAUGUAAAGGUUUAAGCUGGUGUGCAUGUAAGUUAAUACGCCUCAAUUUGUAUCUCUGAACUUUUCAAUGCCAGUGAUAUUGGACUGUUUUUUGUGAUUGUGCCUUGUGUUUAGCCUUAAUCUGGUUUCAGAUGCUUUUUUAAGGAUUUGAUAUUUUUUAUUUUCUCACUGUUUUAGUGGUGGGUUAUGAUAAAUUUAAUGCUGUUACUCACUCCUAUGUAUCUUAGUUUAUUAAUCAACGUCCAACAAGGUUUAACAGGCAUUCAACAACACUUUAUUCAUUCAAAAGUCUCAGAUUUGAUUUUGUGCACUGUUCUGAUUUUGUACUUAUAUCGUUUUAUUUUAUUUGUUUUAAACCGGUCACUAGUAACAGGAAGUUUGUUUGCACCCAUACUUUUAAUGCAGUGUUUAACUGUUUACUAACAUCUACUUUUGAUAGGAACAGCAAUUUGCGCAUUAACAUACAUUUAGAGAUUCCCAGACCACUGGGUCAGGAUUAUAUUCUUCUUUACAUUAGAGAAUACUGUGAUACAGA